Messenger RNA from Centruroides sculpturatus (bark scorpion), 914 nucleotides. RefSeq lists its product as uncharacterized. Lineage: Eukaryota; Metazoa; Arthropoda; Arachnida; Scorpiones; Buthidae. The record is from RefSeq and is a predicted model, not a curated record. The transcript is spliced from 3 exons. The coding region runs from base 53 to 733 and encodes 226 amino acids.
UAUACACUCGUAUAGAGCAUUGAACCCAAAACAUCUUUAGUUCUUCAGCAAAAUGGAAAGUUGCAGCUUGAUAACCUUAUUUCUCUUGUGUAUUGCUUUCUAUUCACUAGCAGAAUGUAAAUCCGUGGGAGAUAUGCCAAACAUUUUCAUAGACAAAGUGAUUGAAAACAAUUUAAAAACCAAAUCGAAUUUUGAAGAUCUUAAGCAGUUACCUCUACACGAUAAAUUGAUUACAGUAGAAGUGAAGAUUCGCCUCAAGAAUGGUAAAAUUAUGGGGUUAUUCGACGUGGAAAGAAACGGCAACUGCCAGGACAGAAGGUUCAGGACACCCUCAUACGCGAGUCACGUGUACUGCGUUGUUCGAAGCUGCGAUUUCGUCUUCAAUCAGGUGAUCGUGACACACGACGGAUACGUGUACUUGGAGGAAAAUGUCCUAUUUAGCUUUGAGGUUGAAGUUACUUAUAAAAAGGUUCACGUGUAUACUGAAAUUGUGGGAACGAAUUCCUUUGAAAGGCCCUAUUUAACUAAUUUUACCAUUACCAAUAUAGAACUGGAGAAUGUACACUUUUAUUAUUUUCCACAGGAAAGAAGCGCCUACAAAAAUCUUAUAACAACCAAAUUGCUUGAUUAUCUAAACACAGAAAUGAAUUAUUUAUUAAGAUAUUACUAUUGGAAUAUUUUAAAUAGUGCCCUGUCCAAUAAAAACACUCCUCCAUUUGUUUUUUCGAAUUAAAAAACAAUUAUUGGAUGGUUUAAUUUUUUUUUACUGUUUAGGAUAAUAAGUGUGGUUAACGUUGUUUCAUCGGUGAAACUGUAGAACAUAAUUUAUAAAAGCUUUUCUCUUGAUGUGUUAUUUUGUAUAGAAUGAUAUUGUUCAAAUAAACAAACAACGUCAACACAAAUAUCUCGAAUGA